GCGUGGUCUGUCAUAUACACUCCAGAAAACGUAUCAUUCUUUCAUUUCUUUGUUUGCAGAGAAGAAAAAAUGACGUUGAAGGUGUUAGAUGCCACAGUGUCGAGCUUUGAUGGAGUGUUUGAGAAGUUCCGAUCAGAGGCUCCAAAAAAUAAGGCCAAUCUCAUCCUCUUCUUGGCUGACAAAGAUCCUUCUACCUCUCUCAGCUGGUGCCCUGAUUGUGUGAGAGCUGAACCUGUGAUCUACAAGAAGCUAGAGGCUUCAUCUGAUGAGAUUUCACUUUUGAGGGCUUAUGUUGGAGAUAGACCAACAUGGAGGAACCCCCAACAUCCAUGGAGGGUGCAACCUAGGUUCAAGCUCACUGGGGUGCCAACCUUGAUCCGUUGGGAGAAUGACACAGUCAAAGCUCGCUUGGAGGAUCAUGAAGCUCACAUUGAAAACAAAAUUGAAGCUCUUGUUGCUGACAAGUAGAAAAUGAUUCCCAUUGCAGUGUCUUGGAUAGUUGUUAUCUCAAAUAUAGUUCAAACAAUGUUUGCUGUACUCUUAUCAGCAAUUUAUCCCUAUCAUACUUUUAAAUUUGCUGCUAAAGCAUUAAUAUUAAUAAAUGAUGAGUACCAAUGGUGACAAGGUAAGUCUAAAAAUCAAUGGUGUGUAUACAACCUAAGUAAGCGUGAAUUUUGCACCAGUUACCUAUUUGGUGUUUCUGCAGACUGAAAAAUAGUCCAUUGAAAAUUUUGAUUCA
Messenger RNA from Glycine soja, 739 nucleotides. RefSeq names its product thioredoxin-like protein Clot. The transcript is spliced from 2 exons. Gene Ontology annotation, cellular component: cytosol. The record is from RefSeq and is a predicted model, not a curated record. Gene Ontology annotation, molecular function: protein-disulfide reductase [NAD(P)H] activity. Lineage: Eukaryota; Viridiplantae; Streptophyta; Magnoliopsida; Fabales; Fabaceae. Bases 70 to 468 code for a protein of 132 amino acids.